Molecule: messenger RNA, 831 nt
Organism: Daldinia loculata
Lineage: Eukaryota; Fungi; Ascomycota; Sordariomycetes; Xylariales; Hypoxylaceae
Exons: 2
Coding region: 312-638 (108 amino acids)
Source: RefSeq, a predicted model, not a curated record
GUGUGGAGUACCCCCUAAGGAUGAGACUUGCUGCCUUGUGCAACUUCGGCAGUGUUAUAAUUAUCAGAAGGAUACGAAGAUCAUCAACUAGGUCUGAUUCGGUGAGGGCUUGAACGAGGAAGGGCCUGGGAGCCAUUGUUCAGUUUUGGCUGCGCGGUUUCUGCUGGUCUCGUGGGACGUAGCAAGUGCCCUGGUGUUGGAAAAAUAUAAAUACCCUAUCAAGAUUCCUCUAUUUUUCUGUCUAUCGGCAUCUUCUUGCACAUCCUUGACUACUACAAUCAAACUACGUUCGACUCUUUCAUCUCUACACCAUGAAGUCUUUCGGUCUCUUCGGCACUCUAGUUGCCUCUGCCUUGCUUCCCGCAACUCAAGCAACCUGGUGUCAAUUCUUCUACGACAGCGGCUGUUCAAACAGCGCCAACGGCAAAACCAACUUCGAUUGUGCCAACCACAAUGUCUUCGGAAGCGGCGGAGGCUUCGCCAAGUGCCAUGGCACGAAAGCAAGCAAGCAAUCAUGCUUGAUCCAUCGAUGCUCUGACGGGUCAUGUUCAAACAGUGAAACAUUUAACGUCGCUUCGGACCAGGCCUGUGUCAACAUGGGGGGCGCGGGGCCAUACUAUCAAAUAUAUUUCGCCUAAAGUCUCACGGUUAAUAACAUUGUGUAUUAUUCAGUGGAGAAGUCUCAAACACUAUAGAUUUAUACACUCACAAAAGAAAUACGGAAGCUUAUGUGGGGAGGGAGAGCCAGGUAUCUAGGUAGUUGUAUGCUACAAUUUACCUAGAGUUGUUCUUUUUCAUUGCUGUGUCUAAAUUACUUGGUCUAAAUGCGAA